Mytilus trossulus (common blue mussel) is the source of this 624-nucleotide messenger RNA. RefSeq names its product metalloproteinase inhibitor 2-like. NCBI's taxonomy places the organism in Eukaryota, Metazoa, Mollusca, Bivalvia, Mytilida, Mytilidae. The transcript is spliced from 5 exons. The record is from RefSeq and is a predicted model, not a curated record. Gene Ontology annotation, biological process: negative regulation of endopeptidase activity; negative regulation of membrane protein ectodomain proteolysis. Bases 16 to 624 code for a protein of 202 amino acids. Gene Ontology annotation, molecular function: protease binding; metalloendopeptidase inhibitor activity. Gene Ontology annotation, cellular component: extracellular matrix.
ACACAAUCAGUAAGAAUGGUUACGAAGAUAUUACCACUAAUAAUUGUUCUAGUAUGGAUGACAUAUAGUGUACACAGUUGUAGGUGUCGUGGUUAUCCUCACCCUCAAAAUCAAUUCUGCUCUGCUGAUUAUGUAAUGUAUGGCGAAGUUACCAAGGAAAAACUUAUUCCAGGUGCACCCGAUGACGUAAACAACAAUUUAGCUACUUGGGAAUAUACAUUUAAAAUUAUUUUCAAAAUGAAGGGUGUGACAGAAGGAGUUGGACAAGAUGUUGUCAUAGAGACAAGAGGAAAUGGUGCUCUCUGUGGAGUACGAUUUACUGUUGGCCAAUCUUAUAUUUUAAUGGGAGGCAAAAAACCUGAUGGAACGAAAACAAUAUAUUUGUGUGAUUUUAGGAGUACACUUGACUCUCUUUCUCCAUUUCAAGCGUUUUAUUUGUUUACAAAACGUUCUAAUUCGUAUAAUUUCAACUGUAGAAGAAGAUGCAACAUUGGUGCAAAAUCAAUAGGCUGUAAAUAUCAAUCGGAAAAUCAAAAUGAUAAGACUACUAGAUGUCUUGCUAAGAACGCACUUUGCAAAAGAGAAAGAAGACGAUGUCGCUGGGUUAAUAAUGAGACAUGUUAG